This is a messenger RNA of Pygoscelis adeliae (Adelie penguin), 537 nucleotides long. It is a transcript of the gene RASL10B, whose product is annotated as RAS-like, family 10, member B. The transcript is spliced from 4 exons. Bases 1 to 537 code for a protein of 178 amino acids. Gene Ontology annotation, molecular function: GTP binding; GTPase activity. The record is from RefSeq and is a predicted model, not a curated record. NCBI's taxonomy places the organism in Eukaryota, Metazoa, Chordata, Aves, Sphenisciformes, Spheniscidae.
AUGGUGGCAACGUUCAAGAUCGCCGUGCUGGGAGCCCAGGGCGUGGGCAAGAGUGCCAUAGUCCGGCAGUUCCUCUACAACGAGUUCAGCGAGGUCUGCGUGCCCACCACGGCCCGCCGUGUCUACCUGCCCGCCGUCGUCAUGAACGGCCACGUCCACGACCUGCAGAUCAUGGACUUCCCCCCCAUCACCGCCUUCCCCGUCAACACCCUGCAGGAGUGGGCGGACGUGUGUUGCAGGGGGCUCCGGAGCGUCCAUGCCUACAUCCUGGUCUAUGACAUCUGUUGCUUUGACAGCUUCGAGUACAUCAAAACCAUCCGCCAGCAGAUCCUGGAAACGAGGGUCAUCGGCACUUCGGAGACGCCCAUCAUCAUCGUGGGCAACAAGCGGGACCUGCAGCGGGGCCGGGUGAUCCCGCGCUGGAACGUCUCCAACCUGGUGAAGAAGACGUGGAAGUGCGGCUACAUCGAGUGCUCGGCCAAGUACAACUGGCACAUCCUGCUGCUCUUCAGUAUUCAGCGCCACGCUGGGCAGUAA